This is a messenger RNA of Neurospora tetraspora, 1555 nucleotides long. RefSeq lists its product as uncharacterized. The record is from RefSeq and is a predicted model, not a curated record. NCBI's taxonomy places the organism in Eukaryota, Fungi, Ascomycota, Sordariomycetes, Sordariales, Sordariaceae. Gene Ontology annotation, cellular component: membrane. The coding region runs from base 283 to 1386 and encodes 367 amino acids. The transcript has a single exon.
GUCGAGUUAGGUUUCACAUACCUUAUUAGUGCAUUUGGGAAACAGCAACCAUGACGUUAACUGAAUAAAGUGUAGCGUCUUACAUGACUGUUAAGCUGCAGACAAACGGCAACACUCUCCGGGAACUGUAUCUCCCCUCUUUAACUCGGUUCUUCCAGGUCUUCUCCCGUCUCUUCAUCCAAGUCAACCUCGACCCAAGACCAAACCAAACUAAACUAAACAACCUACACCACCAAUUCACAUCACCAACAAGCACUCACUCAUAGCCAAACCACCACCACCAUGACCUCAGUCGAGGCUUUCCCUCCCUCCAUGGGAUUGGGACCAGAACACACCAAUGGCAGCAACAAGACCGCCGACGGCAAGCCCCCCUCCUUCGACGGCAAAAUCGACAGCAAGCUGAACGGCAAGCACCACGCCGAACCCAACGGCAAACACGCCGCCUCUGAGCCCAACGGCAAGUCCCACAUCAGCGAGCCCAACGGCAACAGCAAGACCAGCAGCAGCGGCGGCAAGACCGCGCCCUCCUCCGCUCUCGGCUCCCGGAACCCCCAGGACCUGAUCCAACGGGGCGUGUACAAGUCCAACAUGCUGGGCACCGCCACCUUCAUCGGCCUCCGCGCUCUCGACCCGCUGCUACAGUACAAGUUACUCGCGGGCGACUGGGGCACGCGCCUGCUGUCCAAGCUGAACAUCUCUUCCAUCCCUCUGUACGACUAUUUUGUAGAGACGACCACUUCGGGGGGGACCACCAGGUCGUCCAUCAUCCGCCACCUGCCCCUGCCGCGCCUUUUGUUGCUGCUCAUGUCCGCGGGAUCCAGUCUCAAGCAGAUCUACUGGCUUUUGAGCCUUUCUCGCGAGGAGCUGACCCCUGCUGCGGCUGUGGAAGUGUCGUUGUUCAACACGGUCAUCAACACUAUGGGCUCUUUGCUUUUGUUGAGCACCUCAACUUCGGCCUCCCUCUCAACCCCGCGCAUCACCCUCCCCUUCACUUACAACUCAGCCACCGGCACGUCCAUGUCUUUGCCUCUGCCCAUCGCCAUCGGCACAAUCAUGUACGUGACCGGCAUGGCGAUCGAGACCCUCACGGAGCGAACGCGCAAGAAAUUUAAGGAUGACGAGGCCAACGAGGGCAAGAUCUGCCGCGAAGGGCUCUGGAACAAGGCGCGCCACAUCAACUAUGGCGGGUACACGCUGUGGAGGGCCGGGUACGCGAUGGCGGCGGGCGGCUGGAUCCCGGCGCUGGGCGUGGCGGCGUUCCAUAUCUGGCACUUUGUCAGCAGGAGCACGGUGUUUAUGAGCGAGUACAUGCAGAGUCGGUAUGGAGAGCAGUGGGAGAAGUAUAAGAAGGAGGUGCCGUAUGUUUUGAUUCCUGGGAUUUACUAAGGGGUAGUUUCGAGGUUUCGCUAGAGGGCCAGAGGAGGGAAGUCCACCGCUGUGGGUUUAUCUGUGUGAUCGGUUUGGGAAACUCGGGUGUCUGUGAUGAUGUAUGGUGGUGAGAGUGUGAGGUAAGUAGGUUAGUACUCAGGAGUGAGUGGGGGUACAAUAUUGAGGG